Rubroshorea leprosula is the source of this 1322-nucleotide messenger RNA. The record is from the annotation of a GenBank genome assembly. Lineage: Eukaryota; Viridiplantae; Streptophyta; Magnoliopsida; Malvales; Dipterocarpaceae.
AUCCUCUUCCAAUUGGUUCUCUUCAACACUCAAAAGAACACAAAUUCUCGCAGCAAACAUCACUUCAUCUCGAUUCAGAAGAGGGAAAACGAAAUGGCCCUCUCCAUAUCUUCCCUCAAGUCAUCCUUCUCUUCGCUCUCAUUUUCCUCUCAUGUCUCCCAGAAUCCGUGCAUCCUUCCAAUUACCAGACCAAAAUCCCUCCGCAUUUCCCCUUUAUUCAGAAACACCCGUCCCCUCUCCAUCUCUGCAACGGUGGCAGCCCCAGCAGAGUCGGAGCCAAUAACGGACCUUAAGAAUUAUGUUAAGUCGAGGCUCCCUGGUGGGUUCGCUGCUCAGACCCUCAUCGGCACCGGUCGCCGGAAGUCCGCCAUUGCGCGCGUCGUUAUUCAAGAAGGCACUGGGAAGUUUAUCAUCAAUUACCGUGAUGCCAGGGAUUAUCUUCAAGGCAAUCCUUUAUGGCUGCAGUACAUAAAAGUCCCAUUGGUAACAUUGGGGUAUGAGAAUAGUUAUGAUGUGUUUGUCAAAGCUCAAGGAGGUGGUCUAGCUGGGCAGGCACAGGCCAUCUCCCUUGGCAUUGCUCGUGCAUUGCUGAAGGUCAGUGAGAACCACAGAGCACCUCUUAAGAAGGAAGGGCUCUUGACCAGGGACUCCAGAGUUGUUGAGAGGAAGAAAGCCGGCCUCAAGAAAGCUCGCAAAGCACCUCAGUAUUCCAAACGUUAAGUUGGAAUAUACUUGCUGUUGUUCUGUAGAUUAUUAUCUUUUGUCAUGUUAUUUUAGCAGCUUCUUUGUUGAUUGUGUCAUACAUUGCAAUAUUAUCAAACCCUUUUUGUUUGUAGAUCCUAUUUUUGUCAUCUAUGGAGGAAAAUUCUCUGUUCAAGGCAUCUUCUGAAAUGAUUAUGAAGACCUAGGUCCAAUCUUGAGCCUUUUGAAAUUGGAAAUAAGGGUAAGUACUUAACACCAUAUCUCUUAAGAGGUUUUGUAUUUAUAAUCCUCUAGUUAUAGAAGACGUGCUCAUCAUGAAAGAUGCUCUUUUGAAACUUUGCGUAGCCGGUGAUCCUGCUUAAGAAAUUUGGCUGUUUGUUACUGCCAAAUGUGGCUUCCAACGCAGAGACUGUAAUUAAUUUAAAAUAUUCAUCCACACUUUUCUUUGGAUUUACCCAAGAUCUUUGGAAUUCAUUUAUUUCUCUCAGGAGUGGCUUGCUUUGGUUUUGGUGCAUUUCAUGUAACAGGAUUGUCUGGUUCUGGAAUAUGGGUGUCCGAUACUUAUGGACUAACUGGAAAGGUACAACCUGUAAGUCCAGCCUGGGGUGUGGCAACGGAUC